Molecule: messenger RNA, 1860 nt
Organism: Paramecium sonneborni
Lineage: Eukaryota; Ciliophora; Oligohymenophorea; Peniculida; Parameciidae
Source: the annotation of a GenBank genome assembly
UUAUAAUGUCUGAUGAUAAAUUACCAUUUCAAUUAGAUGUCAUCCAAUAUGAUUGGUUAAUCUUAGGCACUGGAUAUGAAGAAACCCUUUAUAGUGCACAUUUAAGCAAAGUAGCAAAGUCAACUGUAAUCCAUAUAUAUUCACUCAUAAGAAUCUAGUCCUUGAUUUUGGAAAUACUUACUCCAGUAAUAUACGUACAAUGAAUUUUAGAGAAUUCUAAAAAUUAGAUUCAGAAUUACCAACCAAUUAAUAUUUUCCAUAUCUCCAUAAAAGACCUGUUUUUACUAUUUUAGAGUUAGAUGAUAAUCAAAAAUAAAUUAAUAAUUACUUUGCUAAUCAAAUUAACUCUGGAUAAGAAUUCAAACACUUUAAUAUUGAUAUGCAACCUAAAUUACUUUUUAGUAAUAGUCCUACUGUUUCUAUUAUGCAAUAAGCUAAUUUAGAUUAAUAUAUGGAUUUUAAGGCUGUUGAAAAUCAAUUCUUCUUUGAUUCAGCUACCAAAACAUUUAAAUUGACACCAACUUCUAAAAGUGAUAUAUUCAAAUGUUAGUUUCUUACUUUAAGUGAAAAAAAACAAUUUUUCUAAGUAUUCUUAUCUAUUCAUAAUCAUUUAGCUUUUGCAUACUCUUGUUAAAAUCUUUCAUAAAAUCAUCAAUUAUUAAGUAGAUUAAAAUUCUACAUAAGAAUUUGAUUAAAAUACUACUUAAUUAGAUGAAGAUACAUAUUAAAAGUAUUUAUAAUAUAAGGAUCAAUAAGCUGUUUUAUUUCUCAAUGAAAUUACAUCAAAAUAACUUAAUAAGGAUAAGGUAUAUGCUAUAUUAUUUUAUUCUAUAUGUUUUAUUACUUAAAGUUUUAAUAAUAAUGGCAAUAAAAUUACAACGGAGGAUUUCAUUAAUAAAUUUGGUAAAUGUAUAAAAUCAAUGGGGAUUCAUAGUAAAUCUCCUUUUUUAUAUACAAAUUAUGGAACUGGAGAUAUUCCAUAAGGAUUUUGUAGAAUAUCAGCAGUUCAUGGAUCAGUAUUUAUUACUUAAAGUUCAAUAAGAAUAUAUAAGAUAGAGAAAGAAGAUAAUGAAUAUUUAAUAACAUCAAAUUUACAUGAGAAUUAGAUAAGAAUAAAAUAAGGGAUAAUAAUGAAUAAAUAGAUUUAUGAUUCUUAUAUUAAAUUGAAUUAGUCAAUACCUGAAUAGGAAAUAAAAUUAGAAUAAAAUUAUAUAUUAAUGAGAUUGAUUUUAGUAACAGCAAAAGAUUAAAAAGUAUUAUGCGAGGAGAUUAGAGAAUUGAUAGUUGAUAAAUUGAUUGAGGAUUAGAAUACUGAACAUUAAUAGAAUCCAAGUAUAUAUGUAAUACCAUGUAAACAAUUCAGUAGCAAUCCUAUAUAUAUCUUUAGAACAGAUAGCAAUAGUAAUAGUACUUCUAAGGAUUAUGAAUUAUUUUAUGUUUGGACAUUAUUAGAGAAAUAAGAGGAGAAAGAAUUGAAGGAGACUUUAAAAUAAAUAAUUAUGGAUAUAGAUUGUAAAUACAAUGAAGGAGAAGAGAAAAGCAUCAAUUAUAUUUGUUAUGAGAAAGUGUUGCUGUAAGAGAUUAGCAAAAGUGAAUAUAAAUUUUAACCAAAUGUAGAUGAAAAUAUGUAAUGAUUAUAGAAUUAUUUUAAGUUAUGUAACUACUGAAGAUAAUGAUGAUUUGGAUUUUGAUGCUUAAACAAAAGAAUUUAUUAAGAAUGUUUAGAAAGUGAAUGUUAAUGUUGAAGAAAAUUACUAUAUGGUUGAAAAGAUAACUAAAGAAUAAUAACAAAUAGAGUAAGAAAUGGACAAUCAAUAGUAUCUAUUGAAUUAAUUAAUGAAUAUAAAACAUAAAGAAUGA